Molecule: messenger RNA, 1421 nt
Organism: Sinocyclocheilus grahami
Lineage: Eukaryota; Metazoa; Chordata; Actinopteri; Cypriniformes; Cyprinidae
Product: ras-like protein family member 10B
Exons: 3
Coding region: 686-1297 (203 amino acids)
Molecular function (GO): GTPase activity; GTP binding
Source: RefSeq, a predicted model, not a curated record
UGCGCGCGGAGGAGCAGCGCUUAGAACCGCACAGCAAGGACUGGAGACUGCUUCACGUGUAGCUUCAACGACAACGAGAGGUCUGUGCGGAUACGGUCCACCUACAAUCUUACGGAGUAACGAUGGACCUUUGCGCAGGCUGCAUUUGGCGUUCGGCGAGGUGCACGGUGAAGCGAGCGCGCAGCACGCACUGCUGAGAUGAUGAUAAUGAUGAUGAGGGAAGCUAUGAGAGGUUGCGAGGAGAAAGGGUCAACGGUAACCUCGAGAUCGAAGCGCACACACGUUAUGCUGAGAGCUGCCAAAUGGAUGCUGCUGGAAAAUGACGGGUUUUGAGCUCCAGAGCUGUGUGUGUAGGAAUACCGUGGGCUGACUGUGGAGCGUUGAGGACUGUUCCCCAAUGGAAUGCAGAAAAGACCGCAGUGAAUGAAGUUGGUUGGUUUGUUGAUGCACUCAUUAACGCGUGAUACUAACAGUACACUUAACCAAAAGAGAUCGCGAAAUGCAUCAGAAGCAUCAAUGCAUCUUAUUUAUUUGAGCAUCCGCGAAGUGCGUUCUCAUCGGCGGGGGCGAUUUAAGCACAAAAAGGCGCACGCUCACAAUUCACCUUAUUGUUUUGAUUUGUUGAGCAGUUUUCCAGGCGUCUUCUUGGUCGCUAGUGUUCGUCAGCAGUCCUGAUCGGCGCGGGAUGGUGGAGACGCUGAGCAUCGCUGUCAUCGGAGCGCCUGGAGUCGGGAAAACUUCUAUCAUCCGUCAGUUUAUUUACAGUGACUUCUCCGAGACGUACACCCCCACCCAAACGCGAUACGUGUACAGACCCUCGGUCAUUCUUAACGGUGUUAUGUACGAUCUGAAGAUUUUGGAUGUCCCGCCAAUAUCCUCCUUUCCUUCAAGCCCAAGUCAGGAGUGGCUGGAUAUGCGGUGUAGAGGGGUCCGCAGCGCAAACGCCUACAUUCUGGUCUAUGACAUCUGCUGUGUGGAGAGCUUUGAGUAUGUCAAGAUGAUCCGACAGCAAAUUGUGGAUAACAGAGUGGGCAGCAGUAGUGAGGUGCCCAUCCUGGUGGUGGGCAGUAAGCGGGACCUUCAGCGGCAUCGGUUCACCCAGCGCAGGGCCGUGUCUGUCCUGGUGAAGAAAACCUGGAAGUGCGGCUAUGUUGAGUGCUCUGCUAAGUAUAACUGGCAUGUGCUUCUGCUCUUCAAAGAGCUCCUGGGAAUAGCCGUGGCACGAGGACUGCGUCCGAACCACACCUCUAUCCGACUCCAAGGGGCAUUGCAGAGGAACCGCUGUAAUGUCAUGUGACAGAUAUGUAGCCUUUUUUGAAUUUAUGCUUAUUUAGGACCAGUUUGUUUGAUCAGAUUCUUAAUUAUCUGAUUUUAACUGGUUCUAAGUCAGUAUUGAACGCCAGCUUUGCUGUACCACAAGG